UUCUUUUCACAACUAUUGCUAUUCCGAAGAGAAGAAAAUAUGGGUGUGAAGGGCAAGUUGAUUGCUUCAUUAGAGGUGAAGAGUGGAGGACACUCUGUUCAGGAUAUUUUUCACGUUAAUACUCUUCAUAUACCCAGCAUAAGCCCUAGUAAGAUCAACCAUUUUGAGAUUCAUGAAGGUCAAAUUAUAAAAGUUGGUUCGAUCGUUAGCUGGAAAUACAACGAGGAUGGAAAAGAAAAGAUUGUUAAGGAAGUGAUUGAAGCCUUCGAUCAUCAGAAGAAAUCAAUCACUUGGAAAGUGAUCGAAGGAGAUUUGUUAGAGUUGUAUAAUUACUUCACUAUUAUCACAUCCAGUGAAGAUCAGUGGACUACAUGGACAUUAGUGUACGAGAAGAAAACUGAAGACACCCCUGAGCCUCUCGAUUUCUUGGGUGUAGUCCUUGAUUUGACCAAAGAUAUAGAUAUUAUUGUCAUUAAAUUUUAAACUAAAAAUCUUAAUUUAAAGAUAUUUGUGACCCAAAAAAAUUGAACUAAAAAACUAAAAUUCAUAACACAUUAACUAAUUUCUAAAUAACAGCGUUAGGUUUCAUAAUAUGA
Messenger RNA from Nicotiana tabacum (common tobacco), 596 nucleotides. Lineage: Eukaryota; Viridiplantae; Streptophyta; Magnoliopsida; Solanales; Solanaceae. The record is from RefSeq and is a predicted model, not a curated record.